GAGCUGCUGGCAGGCUCAGCCCCGGCUGCUGCGGCGGUGCCUCCUCCUCCCGCCGCUGCGCGGGAGCGCCUGCCGGGAGCCGCACACGCCGGAGCUCCCAAGUUCCAGCAUGGCUCUGAGAGGCUGGAGGGCACAAACUCCUGCAGACCUGGGAGCUGCCACGUGUUGUAGGAGCCUCCUGCUUUCUCAACCCUUCAUCCCGGCUAAGGACGGAGCAGACGCCGCUGGCAGCCACGCGCACCUGGAAGGAUCACUUGGAUUCCGCUGCUAACAGAGCCCUGCGGACCCGCUCCCGGCCACACAGGGAAAUUCUCUGAAACAGCAAGCUACUUUUCCAAGUGGGGAGUGCAAGGAGGCAGUUUUUUUCCCCCCCCUUCCCUGUUUGGGAGAAAAGGAGUUGCCCAACCUGGUCAUGAGACUUUUCCAUACUUCCCCAAAGCAGGCUCCUGGAGUUAUGACACUGCCCCACUGGGAGCCUGGGGUAGUGUAGUCCUGAACAGCCCCCCAGCAGCACACCCGCAGUGCAGCCAGUCUGGUGGGCUCAGGAGAUGGAGAAUGAGGUUGGCAAGUCUGUGGACAAUCAAAUGGACAAAUACAUAGUUACAAUAAUGGGGAAAUCAGAAAGUCAAAUGGAUAUUGUGGAAAAAUCAACAAAAUCUGGGAAGAAGCCCUGGAGCUUUGUGGCAAUCGGUCUGGCUGUCUUGCUGCUCCUCAUGACUUGUGCAGUGGUCGCCCUGGUGAUCCUGUAUGCCAGCAGCAGAGGCGCUCGCUACGGCACCAAUUCUGGCAGCAUAUGUACCACACCUGGAUGUGUGACAGCAGCUGCUAGAAUAAUUCAGAAUAUGGACCCAACAGCUGACCCUUGCCAGGAUUUCUACCAGUAUGCCUGUGGGGGCUGGCUGAACCGGCAUGUUAUCCCAGAAACCAGCUCCAGAUACAGCAUCUUUGAUGUCCUGAGAGACGAGCUGGAGAUCAUCCUCAAAGGUGUGCUGGAGACUUCAGAUCAAGAGGACAGAGAAGCAUUUCAGAAGGCUAAAAUACUUUACAAGUCAUGCAUGAAUGAGAGUCUUAUAGAGCAACGAGAUUCAUUGCCUCUGCUGGAGGCCUUAAGGGUGGUUGGAGAUUGGCCAGUGGCUUCUCCAGACUGGAAUAAGACCAAAGAGCCAAAUUGGAGCAUGGAAGAAAUACUCUCCAUAAUGAACUCCAGAUUUAACAAACGUGUCCUCAUUGACAUGUUUGUGUGGAAUGACGACCGGGACUCCAGCCGACACAUCAUUUAUAUUGACCAGCCAGGUUUAGGAAUGCCAUCCAGGGAUUACUACUUUAAUGGGGGCAACUAUCAAAGAGUGAGAGAAGCUUACCUGCAGUUCAUGAUCACCAUUGCCAAAAUGAUCCGGGAAGACAAGAAUAUGACUAAAGAUGAUUCCUAUGUCCAAGAGGAGAUGGCAAAGGUUAUGGAGCUUGAGACAGAGAUUGCAAAUGCAACCACCCCAGCAGAAGAAAGGCAUGAUGUAACCUUGCUGUACAACAAAAUGACCUUAAAAGAGCUACAGGAGAAGUUUGCACUGAACGAAUUUAACUGGACCUUCUUCAUCCAAGGUGUCAUGUCCUCAGUAAGUGUCCAGGUUGACCCAGAAGAAGAGGUGGUUGUAUAUGGCAUGCCCUAUCUGCAAGAGCUGAAAGCAAUUAUCUCAAAGUACUCAGCAAGCACCAUCCAGAACUACCUCAUUUGGAGACUGGUGAUUGACCGGGUCAGCAGCUUGAGCCGGCGCUUCAAGGACGCCCGGGCCAGCUACAGGAAGGCGCUGUACGGGACCCCGCUGGAGGAGGCUCGCUGGAGGGAGUGCGUGAGCUAUGUCAACAACAACAUGGAGAACGCGGUGGGAGCCAUGUACGUCCGGGAGGCUUUUGCUGGUGAGAGCAAGAGGAUGGUCCGAGAUUUAAUAGACAAGAUUCGGGAAGUGUUCAUCGAGACUUUAGAUGAGUUACAGUGGAUGGAUGAGGCAUCUAAAGAGAAGGCUCGUGAGAAGGCAAUGGCAAUUAAAGAACAAAUUGGCUAUCCAGAUUAUAUUUUGGAAGAUCAGAAUGAAAAACUUGAUCAGGAAUAUGCCAAUUUAAACUUCAGUGAAAACAAUUACUUUGAAAACAUUCUGGAAAACCUGAGAGCUGGAGCCCAAAAGAGCUUGAAAAAACUUCGAGAGAGAGUUGACCAAGACAUAUGGAUCAUUGGAGCUGCAGUGGUCAAUGCAUUCUAUUCUCCCAACAGGAACCAGAUAGUUUUUCCUGCUGGGAUUCUGCAGCCCCCCUUCUUCAGCAAACACCAGCCACAAGCCCUGAACUUCGGAGGCAUUGGGAUGGUUAUUGGGCAUGAAAUUACUCAUGGGUUUGAUGACAAUGGUAGGAAUUUUGAUAAAGAUGGGAAUAUGUUUGACUGGUGGAGCAAUUUCUCAGCGAUGCAUUUCAAGGAGCAGUCCCGUUGCAUGGUUUAUCAGUAUGGGAACUACACGUGGGAGCUGGCAGGGGGACAAAAUGUCAGUGGAAUAAGCACAUUAGGAGAAAAUAUUGCAGAUAAUGGUGGGGUCCGACAGGCUUAUAAGGCCUACUUAAAAUGGCUGGAAUGGGAAGGGAAGGAGCCAAAGCUGCCUGGACUGAAUCUGUCCCACAAACAGCUUUUCUUCCUCAACUUUGCCCAGGUUUGGUGUGGUUCCUACAGACCAGAAUAUGCCAGCCAGUCAAUAAAGACUGAUGUCCACAGCCCUCUGAAGUACAGGGUGAUGGGAUCUUUGCAGAACUUUGAAGCAUUCUCAGAGGUGUUCCACUGUAAAAGAGGCACAGCCAUGCACCCUGCAGAGAAGUGCAGAGUGUGGUAACCAAAGCAAGAACCUGGUGAGGAUCACACAUGCUCUGCUGACACAACAAACAGUUCUUGCCAACCAUGUGCCUGAUGUUCUCCCAUGCAGUCACAGCCAAGGCUAACAGUGCAGCUCCUGUGCUGAGAAUGGAGGCAGCACUGCAGCUGCUGCAGGUCCUCUGGGAGGCACAGGGGUGUCCCUGUGCCUGGGGGGCUGUGCUGAACACCACGGUGUCUCCAGAGCAGAACCGACUGUUCUAAACGACAACCCGACUGUUACGAAGAUACCACAUCAGGGUUACAAAGACUAAUUCUUAAAUAAAAAACAAAACCAACAAACAA
Apus apus (common swift) is the source of this 3193-nucleotide messenger RNA. RefSeq names its product membrane metalloendopeptidase like 1 (gene MMEL1). Lineage: Eukaryota; Metazoa; Chordata; Aves; Apodiformes; Apodidae. The record is from RefSeq and is a predicted model, not a curated record. Bases 549 to 2870 code for a protein of 773 amino acids. The transcript is spliced from 23 exons. Gene Ontology annotation, molecular function: metalloendopeptidase activity. Gene Ontology annotation, cellular component: plasma membrane. Gene Ontology annotation, biological process: protein processing.